AUGAAAAUAAAUGUUGCUAUUUUUCUUAAAAAAUGGCAGCCUAAUGUCGUAAGCUUUUCUUUUCUUUUUCUAAAAAAGAAAAGUUAAAAAUAAUAUAUUCGUGGAUGAUUUAUAAUGCCAUUAAUAGAGAAUCGGACGGUGAAAAUAUAUUUAGAAGCAAACAAAUAAUUAUCAAAUGUUGAGAAUUACUAUGACCUUCGCUUUUCUAGCGGCGUAGACUCCUCGAAUGUUGAACGGGCCGAGCGAGAGCGAGACGAGCGGCUCGAGCAGCAUGAGCGCGGGCACGGCGUCGCUGGAGCGCGAGCUGUCGCGCACGCGGCGGCUGCUGUGGGGCGACAACGUGAAGGAGGACGUGUUCCGGCGCUGGGCGCAGGGCUUCACGUUCAGCGCGGACGAGCCCAGCGCGCUCAUCCAGCAGGAGGGUGGACCGUGCGCUGCCAUCGCGCCUGUGCAGGGCUUCCUGCUGCAGCUGCUGCUGGGCGAGACGCCCGGCCACAGCCUGCGCGACCUCACCUCCGAGAAGUGCAACUCCCUGCUGGUUAGGGCCGUGUGUACGAUUCUGAGCCAGUGUCUAGCGUCUAAGUACAGUGUGGCCGUGUACCGCAAGGACGACUCGGAGGCCGAUACUAGUUCCGGCCUCAACGUUAGUGCCGAAGAACAGUCUUGUGAUGCCAUCGACCAUUUCCAUCGGAGAAUGGAGGUGCACUCCUUUCAGACGUUAUCAGAAGUGGAAGCUUUCUACACGAGAAACAUUCGUAUUUUGAAAGACAAGUAUGGUGUUCUCUUGUUGUUGUAUAGUGUCAUUCUUAGCAAGGGAGUGGGCACGGUGGAGGCGGAGCUGUCCGAGCUGUCGGAUCCACUAAUACACUCCACCUAUGGAUACGGGUCGCAAGGGCUCAUCAACCUAAUGCUUACAGGCCGGGCUGUAGCCCACGUGUGGGACCACGACCAGGUGGUGGGCGGGCUGCGUCUGCGGGGAAUUGAGAGGCAGAAUGACAUAGGAUUUUUAACUAUUAUGGAGCACAUGCAGUAUUGCACUGUGGGUUCAUUUUACAAGAAUCCCAAACAUCCAGUUUGGGUUUUGGCUUCUGAGACGCAUCUGACUGUGCUAUUUUCUUUUGAGAGAAGACUUGCAGCCCCUGAAACAGUAGGAGAAUCCGCUGAGCGAAUCUUUAGAUCGUUUGACCCAGAAGGAAAUAAUUUUAUCCCAUCGGCCGCAUUACAGGACGUACUGUGCGCCGCAGAUCUGGUCAGCGAGCCUGAGUACGUAGAAUUGAUGAGAAGGAAACUGGAUUCAGAGAAUUUAGGAAUUAUACUACUGAGCGCUUUUAUGGACGAGUUCUUCCCGGGCUGCGAGCGCGGCGCGCCGGACACGUUCACGCUGCACCACUACAACGGGCUGGCGCGCAGCAACCCCGGCGGGCGCGUGGCCUACCGCGCCGGCCGCGCCGCGCUGCUGGAGUGCCCGCUGCGCGCCGCCAGCACCGACCCCAUGCUGACGUGCCUGCAGACCAAGUGGCCCAGCAUCGACGUGGUGUGGGACGAUGGCCACUCGCCUUCGCUCAAUUAGCGCGACCUUGGACUGUGACACGGUGAGGAGUUAACAUAGAUGUAUCUUAAUAUGUUGCAGAAAAUUCCAUUACUUUAUUGUAUUAAUUUAUGUGUAGAAAUUGUAUUAAAUAAUUUCGAGGCCUCCAUGGAUAUUAAUAUCUUUAUCAUGGGCAGCUAUUUUCCAUAAAUUUGAUAACAUUUUUGUUACUCAAGUAGUUGCUAGUACUUGGCCAUUAGGUUGUCACGGUACAGUGCUUGCACAUGUGCAAUAUCAGGUAGGGUGGGAUCCUUGCGAGUGUUUUGGUGCAGGGUUAGAAUGUUCUUUGUACUUUAUGUGCCCACAUUGAAAUACGAAGCUGGCUAUUAGUUUCUAUUUUAAUUUUUAGUGAGCCUUAAAAGUAUGUCAUAGGCAUAGCUUAAGAAACUGACUUCCUGACAAUUGUUAGCUCUUUAUUUGGGUCAUUUAAUUGGCUAAAAUAUGUAAAGUUGUAAAGUUAUUAUUUAGUACUUGGUAUUAUGACAAAAUUCUAGUUACUUAUUUAAGGCAGUAAUGUGUGCAAACAAUUAUAAUACACAAUUAUGAACUUAAAGCCUUUAGGAAUUGACCUAAUAAUAAUAAUUAUUAUAUAAUAAGUUUAUUCUCAUUCUACAAUACUAUUUUAAAUCAAGACUGCAGAAUGGUUCAACCAAUGUUUAUCCAUAAGUUCUUGUAUAGUUUUGUCAUAUUAUCAAGUUCAAAAAAGUCAGAUCAAAAUAAUAAACAAGGAAAAUCUUAUAGUAAUAAGACAUUUGGUGCCAACCAAAUCAAGCAUUAGUUCUCUUAAACCUACUCACAUAGCUGUAGUCACUUGUAUGGAGGAGAAAUAACAAGCACACUGCACUCUCCAGCUCCACUUUGUGUUGCACAAACCUAUGUAUUAUGCUAUUCGCACAUUACAGAUAUGCCGCAUCCAUCGAACGAAACGCAUCGCCAGGGUUAGAUGUCUAUCGCAUUUAGGGCGCUGGAAUUUUUGGGGGGUGGUAUGGCGAGGGUAUAGGACAGGUGUGUUAGCACGAGUUAAUUGGCUGGCGAAGGAUCAAUUCUUUUCAUCGACGCCAUAAACCGCCGCCCUGAGUGCCGAAGGAUCGUAUCUGUAAACUUGAAUUAAAAAAAAUUCGCGCUCGCUUCGAUCGAAUAUCUAGUACCUCGGGAUUUGCUUUGCAAACAAGCAUGCUCGCGGACAAUAUUAUUAAGAAUCUGGAUUUUUUUUGUUUGCUUUCAUGACGAGUGCCUAUCUAAGUAUACUUAAUAUUUUCUUGCUUUGAUCUAUUUAAUAUAAGUAAAUUAUAGUGUGAAACUCUAGUACUUCGCGUAGGGCGCCGAGUUUGCAUGUUCGCACUGCGAAGACGAAUUGUUAACGUGGCCGCUGAACACAGAACGCUCGCUUGCCCUCACUGGUAGAAUCGGCAAAGGCUAGCGAAUCGGUUGGGAGAUUCGCAAUGUUUGUAAUGCUGUUGAGAAGGCGAGCGAGUGUUCGUUGUCCAUCGGCCGCGCCCACAACUUCCCUUCUGUACGUGUAUGCAGCAAUAUCUAUAUGGUUACGUUCGGCGCGUGCGGCUUGCCCCUAAUGUGCGAUCAGUAUUACUCCACUAACUACAGUGCCCGGUGGGAAAUAUUGUAGGUACAUGGAAGUUUAGAAAGAGAGAACGGUUUCGUAGAGCGUAGUCUCUGUCGCUGAGACUGACGACACGUCACAUCGGUAUGAAAGAAUGAUAGAGACAACGCUUUACGAAGCCGAAAUCUACAACAUUUCCUGCCGGGCACUGUUUUUUAAUGCCAGCUUAAACAUAAUUUGGUAAUGGAUUAUUAUUAACGUACUCCAAGAAAGGGUGUAGUUACAUUUAAAAAAAAAACAUAUUUUGUAUAAGUAAUAUUGAUGGUUAUUUUCAAUUAUAGAAGAGUGAUUUUCCUGUAUGAUUUUAAACUACAAAAUAAGUAGAUUUAUUUUCUCAUAGAAAUUAUUAUUAGACUGCAUCAUCACUUACAUGGUAUUAUUUUGUAUUAUCUAUGUCACUUACUACCAGGUGAAAUUGCAGUCAAGGGCUAACUUGUAUCUGAAUAAUAAAAUACCAAUUAAAUAUGUAAAUUUUUAUGUUUGGAGCCAAGUCUGCAGCAUAUCAGCCAGUCAGUGCAGACCCGCUGGGGGAGUCUGCGUAAUCAUGUUAUGAAAUCUAUAUUGUUAUAAUAAAUAUAAUAUUACUAUUGUGAAAUGUAUGUAUUUCAGAAUUAUUUUAUCUGUUAAUAUCAAAAUCUCGAAGAUCUAACAUCGAAGUCUCGGUAUUUUGUUACCAGGUAUGCAUGCAGCAAUAAACUGGCAGCAGUAGACCAAGAAGAUUAAAAUCAUGGCAAGUCGAGAAUGCCUGGGCAUUGUCAACAUUGCAUAACCUGCGGACUUGGCCAGUAACCCUACAAGAUUUAGUAGGUAUAUCUUUGAUGGUAUAAUAAAUAUAUACCGCAUAUUGGUAUUUUAAUUUUCAAUUGAUUUUUUUAUAUGGAAAUGUAUACCUAUUGUACAUUAAUUUUUAGAAGUUUCUUUGUCAGAUUCGUGUAAAAUAGCUGUGCACAUAAUAUUGCAUGUAAUAACAAAGAUUUCAUUGGAAAAAUCAUUUUCAGUUCAUCGUAAAUAAUAGAAGAACAUGCUUUUUUAAUUAC
Maniola jurtina (meadow brown) is the source of this 4243-nucleotide messenger RNA. Its product is annotated as ubiquitin carboxyl-terminal hydrolase MINDY-3 homolog. The record is from RefSeq and is a predicted model, not a curated record. Gene Ontology annotation, molecular function: K48-linked deubiquitinase activity; cysteine-type deubiquitinase activity. The transcript is spliced from 2 exons. Gene Ontology annotation, biological process: protein K48-linked deubiquitination. The coding region runs from base 227 to 1570 and encodes 447 amino acids. NCBI's taxonomy places the organism in Eukaryota, Metazoa, Arthropoda, Insecta, Lepidoptera, Nymphalidae.